GCAAAAUUACAGUCAUAGACAAACUGGCAGCUUACAAUUAUAUGCGAAGCUAUGCGCGGAUGCUGACGCCUGACAACCACAGCUAGGCCUUAUAUUUAGCGCGAGCGCUUCUUUCUUGAGUUCAACAAGUUUUUGACUUAGCUCGCGCAAUGGGUGGCGCUUGCUGUAAGUCUGCGCCGGAGUUCAACCCGGACGGCAGCGAGAAGGACCCCCAAAGCGAGGAGCAGAGGGACCAGGACCCAGCCGACCUGCGCCGAUGGGCCAAGGAUGGCGACGCUGGCGAGGUGGAGCGGCUGCUGAAGCGAAUGCCAAGGAAGCAGAUUCAGUCUGGUGCCAAGAAAUCAGAAAACCCUGAAGAGGAAGGCCACACCGCGCUCCACUUUGCCGCUGCCCGCGGCUCGCUGCCGUGUGUGGAGCUGCUGGUUCUGUACGGCAGUGCCGUGAACGCGCGGGGGGCCGGCGGGGCCACGCCGCUGCACACCGCACUGGAGGCGGGGAAGCGACAGAUCGCCCAUUUCCUGUUGGAGCAUGGUGCCGACAUCAAUGCGACGGACAAGUCGGGUGCCAGCCCUUUCCUGGCUGUUCUAGUCUCCGGCCGCAAGCGCCUGUCGACGUGGCUGCUGCAGCGCUGCGGCUCCGACCUCAGCCACGGCGCCACCGACAAGGCCGGGCUGACGGCGGCGGCGGCGGUCGCGCGCAACGGCUGGUGGGACUUCUUGGAGAAGCUGGCGGCGGCGGCGGGCGGCGAGGCGCCCACUGCUCUCAACACGCGCAGUGCCGAGGGCGACACGCCGCUGGGCUGGGCGCUCAAGUACGGCGCCGCCGGAUUGCUCAGCGGAGACGUGCUGACAGGCGUGGUGAACAAGCUUCUGGAGGCAGGUGCCAGUCCCAUGGUGCCGGCGUUCAAGGAGCAGAUCCCUCCGCUGUGCCUGGCCGCCGCCACCGGCUCCCUGCCCGUGCUGGCGGCGCUUCGGUCCAAGGGCGGCGAGCUGGACCCGGCCGUGUGUGUGGACAGCCUGCGCCGCAACGCCCUGCACUACGCAGCGGCCAAGGGUCACAAGGAGAUGGCCGCCCUGCUGAUGGCGGAGGGCGGCCCCGGUAUGGCGGCGCACGUGACGGACGCCGCGGGCAACACGCCCCUGCACCUGGCGGCGCUCAGGGGCCAUGCGGAUGUGUCACAGACGCUGCUGGAGAAGGCCGAGGACAAGAGCGCAGCCAUCCUGACCGCCAACCGCGAGGGCGUGUCUGUGUAUCACCUCAUGCUGCAAGCCGGACCCGAGGACCGCUCGCAGCGCGGCGUGCUGUGGAUCCUGGAUCACAUCAGCGCCGAUGACGCGCGCGUCGGCAUCAAGGUCAAGGAGGUGGUUGUGGAGACGCCGCUGCUCAUGGCCGUGGCCUCGCACCAGGACCGUGUGGUGGCCGCUCUGUUGGAGGCGGGGCACCAGCCCAACCAGGCCGCCGACACGGGCGGCGACAUCCCCCUGUCCCGCUGCCUGGCCUCCGCCACAGCCGACACGGCGGCGGCCGACGCCGCCAUCUUCAAACUGCUGAUCGAGAAGGGCGCGAGCAUGGAGAGCGCCUCCGCCACCUGCCACCCCCUGCUGGCCAUCUGUCAGAACCCGCUGUCGCGCUUCAGCGAGCAGGUGGUGGAGCUGCUCGCGGCCAAGGCCGGCGGCGCCAGCUCGCUGGACUGGUCGGCCCACUCGGACGGGCUGGGUCGCGGCCCGCUGCACCUGGCGGCGCUCCACGACAACGCCUUCAUGGUCAAGUACCUCAUCGAGACCGCCAAGAUCGACGUGGAGGCUGUGAGCAAGGAGGGCCUGACGCCGCUCAUGUAUGCGGCCUGGGGCUGCGCGCCCAACGCCAUGAAGGUGCUCCUCAACCGCCGAGCCAACCCGCGCGCGCUGUCCAAGCCCCAGGGCGCCGACGCUGCGGCCGCCGCUGCUACAGCCGGCGCCGGCGACUCCGUUCUGAGCUACUGCCUGCAGCUGGACCGGCCCGAGAGCCUGGCGUGUGCUGCCAUGUUGCUGGUCAUGGGCGCCAAGCCGGAGGACGUCAAGGACGGCCGCGGCGAGGGAUUCAUUCACCGCGCCGUUCGCUACGGCUCGGCUGAGUUCAUCCGGCUGUGGGUGCGCUACGGCGGCAACGUGUGCCUGCUGGCAACCACCGCCGACGCGGCCGACGACCUGCCCGAGAAGCUGCCGGCAGCUGCGGGCGGCGGCGCGGGCGGCCGGCGCGGCGGCCCCGCAGAGGACUACCUGGAUGUGGUGCCGGAGGCGCUGGAGGCUGAGGAGGAGGCGGACGACGGCGCCUGGGACCUGGGCAGUGGCCGAAUGGACGGCGCCGCCGCAGCGGCAGCAGCGGGCAGUGACCCAGACCUUGGCAAGGCGGCGGCGCAAGCCGACGCCGACGGUGGCGACAUCGGCGGCGGCGCCACCAUCAAGGCGCACCGCAUCAGCGGCGGCGGCGACGGCGCGCUGGCGGCAUCGGGCUUUGCUGACGCGACCGUUAAGCGGCCGUCAGUUAACGGCCGUGGCGGCGCUUACGGCGAUGCCGGCGGUGACGCCGCGGAGGCGGUUGAGUCGUUCAGCCUGCCCGGCGGCGCCAACGGCGCGUCGCGCGCGGUGGCGGAGGCGGUUGAGGCGGAGAUCAACCGCUACCCGUCGUUCGUACGCGCGCCGUCGCAUGUCGAGGUUCGCGCCUGGACCCGCCGCGGCGCCGCCUGGUUUGACGAUGCGCUGCCCACCGUCGCCGACGGCGGCUGCGCCGGUGUCGACGGCGCGAGCGGGUUCGGCAGCGUCCUGGACGCGUGCCUGCUGCCGGCGUCGCUGCCACUGCCGCCGAGCGAGGAAGAGGAGGAGGCGGAGGAGGCGGCGGAGGAGGAGGAGCCGGAGAUCCACCCUGCCAUGGACGCGGACGCCAUCUGGCGUCGCAUGCUCCUAGACCGCAUGAAGGACCGCCGCGGCGGCGGCGGCGCCGCCGCCGCCGCCGUCAAGCGGCCGCUGGCCGCCAUCAACACCACAGGCGUGGCGGCGGAGCGGCUGGCGGCGGCGGCCUCAAUGACAGCGUCGCCGGCGGCCGGCGUGACGCCGACGGCGGCGGCGGCGGUAACGCCAGCGCCCGGCGGAGGUAGCUUCCUGGAGCGCAUCACGCGCCGCCGCAGCGGCAGCUUCAACGGCGCCGUGCCCGCGGCGGCUAGCCCCGUCGCCGCCGCCGCUGGCGGCGGCGCCGCCAGCAUUAUCCAGCGCUUCAGCGGCGCCGGCGCCAGCGGCAGCGCCGCUGGCUCGCCUGCCGUGACGCCGCGCGCCGCCUCGGGCGCCGCCGCCGCCGGCCGCCGCAGCUCGCUGUCUGGCAGCCCCGCCGCCGCCGCUGCUGCCACUGCCCGCGUCAGCGGCGACGGCGGCGCCAGCCCUGCCACGACCGCCUUCAGCGCGGCUGAGGGCGAGUGGAUGGCAGAGCUGGAGAGGAGCGCUGAGAGUGUGUUUGCCGCGCUGUCGCGGGGCACCGCAGCCGACGCCGCGGUUGCUGUCGGCGGAAGCGGUAGCCGCGCCGUCCGCGGCAUGCGCGCCAGCCGUGACGGCGGCGGCGGCGCCGCCGCAGCCGCCGCUGACGCAGCCGUCGACGCCGCCGCCAAGCGCGCGCGGCGCGUGCGCGGCCCCGGCGCGGUUGCGGAGGGCCGCGAGGGCGGCAACAGCAGCGAUAGCGACACCAGCGAUGACUCGGAGAACGAGGGCGCGGGUGGCGAGGGCGGCGGUCCCACGGGCGAGGGCAAGAUGGAGAGCGCGCUGGAGGACCUGAAGGACGCCGGAAUGGGGCUGGUGUCCAAGCUGAUGGACAAGCGGGUGGCCAUCACCGACCCCUACUACAAGAAGGGGUCCAAGUACAAGGGCCUGCCCAAGUACAUGGACGAGAAGCUGGUCAAGGUGGGCGCGGUGCCGCUGGCCGAGCUGUUGGCGCUGGCGGAUGCGGGGCUGGCGGAGCGGCUGGCGCGCUACCCGGCGCCCGCGGAGGAGGCGGCGCCGCCGGCCGCUGCCGACCUGCGGGAGCGCAACAUCAAGUGGUACAACCACAGCCUCAGCCCGCAGGAGUACCCCAUGAAGCUGGGCCAGUGGAAGUCGGCGCUGAAGAAGGCCAAGGCGGCGGCAGCGGCGGCGCGGCUGCGCGCGGCCAAGGGCCCCGGCGGCAAGGUGACGGUGCGGUCGCGCAAGGUGUGGUUCGGCCUGCCCGCCAUGCCCAGCAGGCCCGAGCUGCGCGAGACCAGCGCGCUGGUGUACGCGGUGCGGCUGGCCCGCCCUGCCUGCGUGGCGGCGCUGCUGGAGGCCAGCCUGGCACCGCUGAACCUGCCGGACGGCUGGGGCGUCACCGCCACCGCCUACGCCGCCUACAUGGUGGCGCGCGACAAGCACAACACCACGCUGCAGCACGUGUACGACAUGCUGCUGGCCAAGCUGCCGCAGGUGAACUACACGCGCCUGGACAGCACCGACGGCAACGCGGGCCACUCGCUGCUCUGCCCCAUCAACCUGGCCAUCGUGUCGGGCGACAAAUCGCGACUGGCGCACCUGGUGCUGCGCUGCGCCGGCGCCAUCAACAACUCCUGGACGCUGCUCGGCGACAUCCCCACCUAUCUGUCGGGCCUGUGGGAGAAGGCCGUGGCCAAGUGUGACUCGCGCUGCCCCGCACUCUGCCUGGCGGUUCUGUCCAAGCGCAUCGACAUGGUGAAGCUGUGCCUUGACCUGGGCGCCAACCCCAACGUGUUCGGCGAGUCUCGUGACCUGAAGCUCAAAGCCAAGCUGGCCAAGGAGUGGGCGGAGGAGCAGGAGCGGGCGCGCAAGCUCAAGGAGGAGUACCGCGGCGUGAUGAGCAAGGCCUCGCUGGGGCUGAUGCAGAAGCUGGCCCGGCUGAAGCGCGCCAUCAGCCGCAUCGAGAUCCCCGGCCUCACUAAGCCACACGGCUUCGUCACACCCCUGCACCUGGCGGCGCGCACUGGGCAGGCCGAAGUGGUGUUCCUGCUGCUGCGCCGCGGCGCGCUGUCCAACGGCGGCGGCAGUGUGCCGUACGCCAAGUACACGCCGCUGCAGGAGGCCAUGAUGUACGCCAGGUCCAACUUCUCUGCCACCAACGCGGGAGCCAAGCGCAAGAACUGGAAGGAGGUGCGCCCUGCGCUGGAGGACCUGCCAGGCAUGAGCGCCGAGGCCGCCAAGAAGGACGCCGACCAGAAAGCCAACGCCAUGCUGCGGGCGUUUGUGGACCCGACCAUGAUGGCGCUCAAGGCGGUGGCGCUGGCGGCCAAGUACGCGGUGAACUUCCUGAUGGAGAUGCGCCGCCGCCCCAUCGCGCACCACGACCCCGCCGUCUGGGCGGCGCACGUGCUGCUCACGCACCGCGCGCCCUACGAGCUGGCAGACACGCAGACCGGCAUCCUGCUGCGUGACGUCAUGGACAACGGCAAGUGGAAGUGGCUGCGGCGGCCCCUCGCCAAGAAGUUCAAGGUCAAGGACGACAUCUGGACUGGCUGGAGCCGCGACGACAUCGAGUCGCUCAAGUCAGACCCCGACAUCGGCUACCCAGCCAUCCGCUCCACACCCGAGCCCAAGGAGUAUCGCCAGCUCAAGCAGCAGUUCAUCGCGCGCUGCGACGAGGCGUACUUUGGCAGCGGCGGCAAGGCGCUGCACGCGCGCUGGCAGAAGUGCGCGCACCGGCUACUGGACAUCCAGCAAAAGUACGUGUACGACGAGCUCAUGCCCGCCAUCAUGAACCUGGCGGCGCAGGCGGUGACGCAGCACGUGCACGGCUCGGGCGCGCUACUGCAGCAGACCGGCUCGGUGCGGCGGUCGGCGCUGGAGGCGUCGGCGGCGGCGCUGGCGGGCGGCGUGGCGCUGGAUGAGGCGGGCGUGAUGGACGCCAAGCCUCUCAAGGCCUUCAUGCUGCCGGCCACGCUGGCGCCCUCCGCCGCCGGCGACGGCGUGGCGGUGGCGGCGGAGGCGCAGGCGGCGGCGGCGGCGGAGCUGCGUGAGGCGGCGGCGGCGGCGGCGGAGCACGAGAGCUGGGGCCGCGUGAUGGUGUGGGGCCCGGCCGGGAUGUUCCUGGGCUUCCCCGGGGAGGGCCAGCUGCCGGGCCUGCCCAGCGGCGAGGCGGAGCUGGCGUCCCUGGGCAAGGACCUAGCUGACGUGGACACAGACGAGCUCAAGGAGUCGCUCAGCAACCUGGCCGAGAACUUCGACACGGCGGCCGAUUGGAUGCUGGCCAAGAUGCAGGACGUGUCCGAGGGCCUGAGCAACCUGCUGGAGAUCAUCGGCAUUGACUUCCUGGACAUGCUGUAAAGCUAAAAGCUAUUUCUGGUUCAAGGCGACGGGUUGCCCUGAUGGGUUGCUUAAAAAUAUCAAGGUCUGGCCGCAAUCGACAGUCGUAACCACGCAAUAUUGCUCUCUUGGCGCAAGGCCGGGUGAGGAUGAUAGUUGGGGGCGGGAGCAACGGGGGCUGCAGGGCACCAUUUGUUUGAGGCGCCGGGCCACUCGUGCAGUACGGCUUCUGCCAUUUCCCGGCAUUUGGAGACGAUUCCAGGCACAUAAAUUAGCGUUUGCGGCCGGCGCGGGGUGAAAACAUGGCAUUUUAAGGGACGGUGAGGGACGGUGCCAAGCAUAAGAAGUAGCGUUUGCGGGCGGCGGCAGGUUGGUUGUCAUUUGCGUUCGGUUUGGGAUGUCAGGGUGGUGUGCCAGGGUGUAAGACGGGUGUACCCCACAGGCUGCCGGUAUGCGCAAGCAAGGGCAUCUGCAAAGAUGGCUUCGGCGGCUGGCUUCAUUUCUGGGAUUAUUGUCGGGCGGGCGUGGGUUGUUCACAUACACACAUAACGGCACGUUUGUGACGGCGUUGACUAUGUUUUGCACAUAUGGUUCAUCAGCAAGACUGCAACGCAUAUCGCGCAGUGAUACGCACGCGGCAAUGAGGCAAGCGGCGCUGUUCUGGGACACGAUUCUUUGCGCUGGGCUAGUAGAAUGACAUCGGCGCGAAUGGAUUAACAUGCACAGAUGGGUGGGCACUUGAGCCCUUGUGAAUAAGUUUAUAUCUCCCAAGCCUGAAACGGAUAAGGUACGGUACAUGAAAGGACUGGGCAGGGCGCGGGCCGGGCCGGGCCGGGAGCCAUUCAGCUGCAUACGGUAUGCUGAGAAUAAUUAUCUUCUUUCCGGGCUGAGCCGCAGUUUAUGUCUUUGGGUGUGCGCGUAUGUGUGUGGGGUCUUCUGCGUCCUAGAAGACGCGAGGCCUCCAGCCGCCCAUUGUGUGAUGCCUCGUGCCGGUGGAUCAGGAGGAGUCCAUAUGCCAACCUAAUGGGCCUAGCCCCCAAUGCAUGCUCGUCACGAAUUGGCGGUUUUGCACGCGCUGCACAAGGGCACUUCGUCCUGCUGACCGCAUUUGCCUCCGGCUUGCCUCCCUUCUCAUGGGUCAGGGUGCGGUAUCAUGCAGGCCGCCAAGUAGUCCACUGAGGUCCACUCUUUCACGGUGUAACGCCUUUUGUCAAUGGCCAGGCACGAUGGUCAGGGGUGCCUUUCGCUACUUAUUCAUGGCUCGACCCAGUGAUUACUAUCUGGAAGUGAACUCGAUGGCCCGAUGGAGCCUGUUGCAAGGGUCCGCGCACGGAUUCUCAAGUUGAGUUGUAUUGAACAGUAGUCGUAUCCACAAAGCUGGUAGGGCCCGCCUGUAACUAUCUGCAUCCUUCGGACUGGGCUGGGAGCGGGCCGUCACAAAGUACGCCCAUGUUGCUUUGCGGCGUGGGUACGGCGUGCCCCCGCUUGUCGGGCUGUCCCUUCAAUUGUAAUCCGCAUCCAUG
Molecule: messenger RNA, 7825 nt
Organism: Chlamydomonas reinhardtii
Lineage: Eukaryota; Viridiplantae; Chlorophyta; Chlorophyceae; Chlamydomonadales; Chlamydomonadaceae
Exons: 40
Coding region: 150-6323 (2057 amino acids)
Molecular function (GO): protein binding
Source: RefSeq, a predicted model, not a curated record